AUUGCUGAAGUCAGCACGCAACUCAGCCUUCAAACUGAUGCCUACCACGAAGCCCUAUCUCCUUAUACCAGCGAUGUGAGAUUAUCCUCCGGAGUCUAGCAGCACAAUGUCUACCUACGCGCACGACGAAGCCAGCAGAGUGGCCAGUUCGGACACGUUGAGCGCCGACGAACGGACUCUCGUCGACCACCCCGAGACCGGUGACGAGGGCUACGGCGCCGGCAGGCUAUCCUCUGAAGUAUCCGACGGCGACCACGAUAUUUUGGAAUCAGAGGACGAGCGGGAGCGGCUAUUGACGCAGAAGGAGGGCAUCUCGGGUCUAUUCAACAAGGGCGUCAAGAUAGGGAAGCGGGACCGCAAUGCACCCGCCAAAUCUCGAGAGCGUAAGAGAGGCCACAAUGGCGAGACGAGCGCGCUCAUGUACGAAAUGGAAGAAGGGAUCGGCGUGUCGAAUUCGAGCCUGUCGCGGAGAUCGUCAGAGAGCGAUGAGCGGCGGUUACUCGCGACGGCGAGCCAGAGAAAGACACGUCGUAAACGCGUAUGGCGCCGACUCGCCAUCUACUUGAGCAUCGUGGUGCUGUUCCUGAUCCUCCUUUUCGCUGCGUAUCGAGUAUCCAAGCCAGCCUAUGCGAAGGCUGCGACGGUAAUGGUGUCCAAUGGCACCUCGCUUUUUGCGCCUACGACUAUCUUGAUAUCCCUCGAUGGGUUCCGCGCCGACUUCCUAUACCGCGGCUUGACGCCGACCCUCAAUAAGUUCAUAGAAGAAGGCAUAUCGCCCAAGUAUAUGCUGCCCAGCUUCCCGAGCGUCACAUUCCCGAAUCACUACACCAUGGCGACGGGGCUCUAUCCGGAGGCCCACGGUGUGGUAGGGAACACCUUCUGGGACCCAGAUUUACGGAAAGACUUCUACUACACAGAUCCUGAACGCAGCAUGCAGCCAUACUGGUGGGGAGGAGAGCCCCUAUGGGUGACUGCAGAGCGACAGGGCGUCCGAGCUGCAAUACACAUGUGGCCCGGAUCGGAGGUAAAGAUUGAUGAGUUCGAACCCGUGUACGUGGACAAAUACAAUGGGUCCGAACUGCUCCCGCUAAAGGUCGACCGCAUCCUGGGCUUGCUCGACUUACCUGGCGCAAUGGAUCCCGGCGCGAUGGAUGACCAGCCCCGCCCUCAGCUCAUCGCGGCCUACGUUCCGAACGUGGACAGCGACGGGCACGAGUACGGCCCCAACAGCACCGAGAUCCGGCAGACGAUCAAGAACGCCGAUACCAUGGUCGGAAACAUCCUCAAGGGACUCCAGGAACGCAAUCUGACUGACAUCGUCAACGUGGUAGUCGUGUCCGACCAUGGCAUGGCCACAACCGACGUCUCGCGGCUAGUGCAGCUUGAGGACCUGAUCGACCCAGCUGAGCUCGACCACAUCGAUGGUUGGCCACACUUCGGGCUGCGGCCAAAGAAGCUAAGCGACCUUGAGCGCUUGCACAAGCAGGUGCUCGACAGGGCACAGAACAUGUCGAGCCUCGAGAUAUAUCUCAGAGACGUGGACAUGCCGGAGCGAUAUCACUUCUCGCAGAACGAACGCAUUGCUCCGCUGUGGAUCAUACCGAAGGCCGGAUGGGCCAUCGUCGACAAGAGCGAAAUGGACGUCGUGGAAGCGCAGAAGAACGGCGAUGUGUAUCAUCCGCGGGGCAUUCACGGGUAUGACCAUGAGCAUCCACUUAUGCGGGCUAUCUUCGUUGCCAGGGGCCCAGCGUUCCCACAUAAGCCGAACAGUCGCGUCGAACCGUUCCAAAACAUCGAGCUCUACAACGUCAUCUGCGACUCCAUCGGCAUCACGCCCGCGCCCAACAACGGCACCCUGCGUCUCCCACUCAAACCCGUAGGCCUCCACACAGACCCCGAGACGCCUCCCAACGAGACGCCAGCCGAUCCGGUCAACACGCCAGCCGCUACGCCCACGCAAGCGGUAGCUUCCCUGCCCGCUCCACCAGCAACCACAUCGCUCGUGAACGCUGCCUCAUCACUCCCACCCGCUGCUCUUCCAACGCCGACUUCGAGCGCCGCGCCGCCGGCGGAGUCAAAGCCCGCUGGAGAGUCGCUGUGGGAGUGGUUGAAGCACAAGGGGGAGACCGUCGAGGAGUGGGUAGAGGACUUUUUGAAUAAGCAUCAUAAUCCUAUGAAAGAGGACGGUGAGGACACGUGAUAGAUGGAAAGACGAGGAUAGACGGAGUUAUAUUUGGGUAUACGGGUGUUUGGUUUGGUUUGGUUUGGUUGGAAUAGGCGUACGUUAGGUCAGGUUAUGUUAGGGUAGUUUAGAUCCGCAAUGAUACCCCUAGUUUGAGCGCUUCGUGCUUGGGCUUCUCCAGUCAUGUGUUCUACCGACCGGCGGGGUGGAGAGAUGGCUUUUUCUACUUUCCCAAUUGAACAUGUUUGGAGUAGUGAUGCGGAC
Molecule: messenger RNA, 2446 nt
Organism: Trematosphaeria pertusa
Lineage: Eukaryota; Fungi; Ascomycota; Dothideomycetes; Pleosporales; Trematosphaeriaceae
Product: Phosphodiest-domain-containing protein
Exons: 3
Coding region: 107-2200 (697 amino acids)
Biological process (GO): nucleoside triphosphate metabolic process
Molecular function (GO): ribonucleoside triphosphate phosphatase activity; nucleoside triphosphate diphosphatase activity
Source: RefSeq, a predicted model, not a curated record